Molecule: messenger RNA, 20722 nt
Organism: Lagopus muta (rock ptarmigan)
Lineage: Eukaryota; Metazoa; Chordata; Aves; Galliformes; Phasianidae
Gene: NEGR1
Product: neuronal growth regulator 1
Exons: 8
Coding region: 52-1152 (366 amino acids)
Cellular component (GO): neuron projection
Source: RefSeq, a predicted model, not a curated record
GGCAGCGCUCGGCCGCCGCCGGGCCCAGGGGCAGCGCGGAGCGGCGCGGAGAUGGUGCCGCUGGUGCGGGGCGCCGGGGGCUCCCACCAGUGGCUGGCGGCCGUGCUGCUCGGCCUCUGCUGCCUGCUGCCCGCCGGGCGGCUUGCCGCGCCGGGAGGGGACUUCCCCGGGGCUGCCGCGGACAGCCUGGUGGUGCGGAAGGGGGACACGGCCGUGCUCAGGUGUUACUUGGAAGAUGGAGCUUCCAAAGGUGCGUGGCUGAACCGCUCGAGCAUUAUUUUUGCUGGCAGUGACAAAUGGUCGGUGGACCCUCGAGUUUCCAUCGCGACAGCAAACAGGAGAGAGUACAGCCUGCAGAUCCAGGACGUGGACGUGACAGAUGACGGUCCCUACACCUGUUCUGUGCAAACCCAGCACACUCCCAGAACGAUGCAGGUGCACCUAACUGUGCAAGUUUCUCCGAAGAUAUUUCGUAUUUCGAGUGACAUCGUUGUGAACGAAGGCAGCAAUGUUACUCUCGUGUGUCUGGCCACCGGGAAACCAGAGCCCUCCAUUUCCUGGAGACACAUCUCUCCAUCUGCAAAACCAUUUGAGAGCGGGCAGUACCUGGACAUCUAUGGAAUUACAAGAGAUCAGGCUGGGGAGUACGAAUGCAGCGCAGAAAACGACGUCUCAGUCCCAGACGUGAAAAAAGUAAAAGUCACAGUAAACUUUGCUCCCACAAUUCAGGAACUUAAGUCCAGCGGAGUGAUGCUCGGAGGGAACGGCCUCAUCCGGUGCGAAGGCGCGGGCGUUCCUGCCCCGGUCUUUGAGUGGUACAGAGGAGAGAGGAAACUGAUCAGUGGUCAACAAGGAAUUACUAUUAAAAAUUAUAGCACGAGAUCACUUCUUACUGUUACCAAUGUGACAGAAGAGCACUUUGGCAACUAUACCUGUGUUGCUGCCAACAAGCUUGGGAUGACCAAUGCCAGCCUGCCUCUCAACCAAAUAAUUGAGCCUACUACCUCUAGUCCUGUCUCAAGCCCAGCUCCCAGUACGGCCCAGUAUGGGAUCACCGGGGAUGCCGAGGUCCUGUUCUCCUGCUGGUACCUUGUGUUGACACUGUCCUCCCUCACCAGCAUAUUCUACCUGAAGAACAUCAUUCUGCACUGAGUGUAAAGAACCCUAAAAGGCUUUUAAGGAUUCUCUGAAAGUGCUGAUGACUGGAUCUGAUCUGGUAGAGUUUGUUAAAAGCAGCGUGGGAUAUAAUCAGCAGUGCUUGCGUGGGGAUGAUCGCCUUCUGUAGAAUUGCUCAUUAUGUAAAUACCUUAAUUCUACUCCUUUUUUGAUUAGCUGCAUUACCUUGUGAAGCAGUACACAUUGUCCUUUUUUAAGACGUGAAAGCUCUGAAGUUACUUUUAGAGGGUAUUAAUUGUGAUUUCAUGUUUGUAAUCUACAAGUUUUCAAAAGCAUUCAGUCAUGGUCUGCUGAACUGCAGACUGUAGUUUACAAAAAAAAAAGGAGAAUAUUGCAGUAAAAUGGGCUUCUUUAAGGCUGCAAUACAACAUUCAGUUCCCUUCUUAAAUAACAUUCUCUCCACAUGUACACAGGAACUUUUUUUUUUUUUUAAUUAAAAAAAAAAUCAAAUAAUCUUGCCUUCAAAAUAUUUCUUCGGAAUACUACACAUAUCUAGAUUUUCUUCCAGCAUGAUAUUCAGGUUUCAAGAAUGAGCCUUGUAUUAUAACUGCAUUGUGCAGUACUGCUUUUUGAUUUCUUCCUUUUUCCUGCAAAUUCAGCAUGGGUGUGCCUUCAUAAAACACUAUUUUCCUCUUCCUUUCCAACAAAUCUGGAAUGUGCUUUGGGAAAUGCUACAGCAUCCUUUUGAGCAUAACCGAUCUCUGAGGACGAAGGUGCUAUUGGUUAGGCAGAAGGCCUCCUCUCCCAUCUCCAGUGGGUAAUGGGACUGCUUCAGUGCAUUUUUAGGCAAUCAGACAAGGACAGCACCGGUCCCUUUUCAUUUCCCCCCUACUAAGCGGUGGACGAUCUGCAUUAAGAACGAGUUUCCCCACUACAAAAGAGAAUGCAAAUUAUUUUGAGACAUCUUUUGAAUGUAAGAAGGUUUCCCGUAGUCAUUCUAAAUCAGAAUUCCUAAGUGGCUGUAAAUGUGAGGAGCUGAAUCAUCCCUUUUGUAUUACUGGCAAAAAUAUGAUGUGAAUUGGUAUUUUUCUUGCACUUAAUUUUGUACUGGUUUGGCUAAUUUAGCAAUGAUAAAGGAUGCUUUUAAGUAUUAGAUAUCUGAAAAUACAUAAAGUAUCAAGCAGAAUUUUAUAUAUAUAUAUAUAUAAAAUACAGAUAUAUAUUAAAACGAGGUUGCUCCAAUAACCGUACUGAAGUGCAUGCUGCCGUCAGUGACGCAUCUACAGACAGGACUUCAUUCCUGAUGUACACACACUGUACAGAUAGCUUACCACAGCAGUUUAGUCAUCAUACACCAUCUCCUAGGACUGCAGUCUAUCAAGAUAAGGCUCGCAUUAAACUCAAUGAAGGAUCAAGUUUCAAAAGAGCAUCUAGAAUCACUGUUUUUUUCUAAGCAGCCCCGUACUACAUCAGUGCAAAACAUUGCUGCAGUUUACAGCUGAGUUUAGAAAUGCCAUCCUUGUCAGUUGCUGGGAUGUGACUGUGUACAAUAGCCUUAGAACACAACGUCUCCUAUUGACCCAGUAGAUGCUGAUGUGCUUAAAGAAACAACAGCUGACGACAUGAAUAAUAAAGCCAUUAUAUAAGUACUGCAUUCUCCCUCCUAACGAUAAGGUCUGUGGUUAGCAAUAUCAGAUGAGUGCUGUGCAUACGCAGCAGUUCCGAAUCCCCCCGUGUCUGAAAAGGCAAAUUGUGAGUUGGGUUGGACUCACUGUGCACUGUCCCAUGCUGAAGCACAGGCACAGCGUGCAGUGAAGCUGUUGCAGUUACUGAUGAGCCCAGAUGCACGGAGUGAAAUGCAUCGACUCCAAAAUACGGCAAUAAAGCGUCCUAGGUCUGCCUGUGCUCAGUGACAGGCUGUGCCACUUCUGUCACGUCAUUUGCAGCUGUGUGCUGAGCAGUGGCCAUCUUCAGAAGCAUGGCAUUUCUGUAAAACCUUGAAUAACAUGACCAAACUCGUUGCUGAAGGAAACGGUUUAAAGCCAACUCAAAUACACAGUAGCCCUUAUAUUCUUCUCUCCCUUGUAUUGCAGCUUUAAAGUGCCAUAUUUUAGAAUCUGUUCAUUGGAAAGAGUGGUGCUGCAGAAAACAUCACGUCAGGGCAGACUUGUGAAGAAAGCACAGGGUGUGUGUAACCCAGCUCACCUGCUGCUCCUCGUGUGAAUGUGAGAUGGGCUGUGCUGGGGCUGGGUCCAAUUGGGCAUUUCCAUUAUGAUUUUGUUUUGGUGAUUCCUGACAUCUGAAACAACCCCAGCAACAGAAUGGAAUGAAGGGCAGCUUAAUUAAACUUGAAGAAAAGGAAGUAUUGGCUGAUGGCAGAUGUAGAACCACUGGGUUAUGUGGACAAAGCUUUCAGCCCCAUUAAUUCUCUGUUAAAUUUGUGAGUACGUUGCUGUUGUCACUUCCAAAAAGGAAAAGAGCCCACGAACAUUUCUGGGUGCCAGUAGCAGUUUGUCAGACAGAGGAGGUGUCUGAGCACUGAGCAGAGCCAUGUGCUUGGGGUGCAUGGGCUCACAGCCCCAUGUGCCCCAGUGCCAGCAGAGCUGCCCCUCAGUGUGCAGCCAACACGGGGCACGGGUGCUUGGCUUUGUGCUCCUGCCUUGAAAGAUAUGAUAUGUGGAGUUAAACAAGCUCAGGUUCUGGCAGGAUCAGAGCCCUAGGAGGCAUCGAUCCCAUAAAGAACCUAAGCUCUGUGGUUAAUCUGUUCUGUGUGGUAAAGGCAGUCGUGCAGUUUGGGACUUGCUGGGACGUCCUUCCAGCACGGGCUGUGCAGGCUGCUGCAAGCUGAAGGCUGCAGCAUUGGGCAGAGCCCACUCUCUCUUUAGUUUGUGGGGUGUGUUUGCUUUAGGCAGCCGUCAGACGGAACGUUCUGUGCUUCUUGGAAUGGUUGACCUGUACUGUUCAUCUCUGUUGAUCAAAUCGCAUUCUAUUUAUUCCCACCUUUAAAAAGUAAAAAAUAAACAGCUCAGCUCCAAGCAGAAUAACUGAAUAUGUAUAUGAAGAUCACUGUCUGCAUGGGAAACCCCAAGGUCUGUAAUGCUGUAAGUUCCCACUCGUGCGAUAACUCAGGGCUGCUAAUCACCGUUGCAUCGGUGACGUGAGCAGCAGCAGCAAUGCUCAAAGAGAGGCAUUGCUGAUCAGGAUAUUAUUCUAUUACGGAAUUAAACUCGUAACUUCUUGAACGAAUGCCAUUUCUCAAGGUUUAUAACGUGGCAGGAAGUGUAUCCAUCAUUGCUAGACAGCUUUUUUUAAACUUUUCAAUAUAUAUAUUUUUGUUAGAAACUGUGCUGUUUUUUAAGAUACAGGGGUGUUAAACACCGUCGCCAGGAAAAGCUGCUUCUUUGCACAUUUUCAAAGUUAGCAUUCUAGACCAACUAUGGUAAAUGUUACACUUACCAAAAUCUCUUCUUAUUCCACAUAAGUGUGUUGUAAAGAAUGUGUAUACCAAAAUACGUAUUUACAUGGAUGAACAAUAUGCCUUAAAGACUCAGUGAGCGUUUACUUCCGAGACUGGACAAGUUUGUGCCCAGUCUGGAGGUAAAUAAUCCAUACUUCAUAGCCUGCCAUGGGAGAUUUCAUUUCUUCAAAAAAUAAUAAUAAUAAAAGAAAAAGAAAAAGGAAAAUUCAGUUUCUUUUCAAAGAAUCUUAACGAAUUUCAAAAUUCUGGCAUGAUCUGACAUAUGUGAGGAAGUGUAGGAAAGGGGUGAAGCUUUAUCUCUGGCUCCAGUAGUGAGCAGCCUGUCUGCAGUGUUGUGCCAGCAUCAGGCACUGCCAUACAGACCUCGUUCCUGUGCCAAGGCCACAGGCAGCCUGUCCCUGUCCUCAUCCCUGGUCCUGUCCCCAGCCCAGUCAUGGCCAAGCCAUCACGUCAGCACUGCCUGUCCUCCUUCUUGCUCCCGCUGGGGACCAGCAACCCAUAGCCUCCACUUGUGCCACAGCACACAGAAUUCUUUGACAUCAUAAACUGUUUUAAAAAUAAAUCAAUAAAAUGAUCGUAAGUGAGAAACAUAAAUUCUUCAUUCAGCCUUAACAGGGAGUAGAUCGAUAGUUGGAAGGAGGAAUUUGCUCUGCCUGUGUUGAUGCACUGGACACACUUAGGCAGGGUUGGCUCCAAUUUUUGGCUGUGCCUGGUGUUCCUCACUGAGCACAGAGCGAAGGCAGGGAGCUCACUGCGGUCAAGGACACCCGUAGCACAUCUGGACGCAGCCCAGAUUGCUGCAGGAGGGGCUCAGGACAGCAGGGGUGGAUUCUCAGGGGCUGCUGCUCUGAAAUUGUCCCUCAGCAAAGGCAGGCAGACCUCACCUUCAGCACUGAGCCAACACACAUUUGCUCCUACAGCUUUCCGCCUGAUUCCUGGAGAGCUCAGAGGUUCCUUUAUAUUAGAAAAUCCUUAUGUUAAGAACUGUACACAUGGCCAUAUUUUCACAUCCCAUAGCCUUAGUUUCCAGCCCUCUGUCUUUUAAGGAACACGGAGCUUUCCUGUCAGCCGGUGGGGUUGAGUCUGUACUGUAGGACAAGCUGCAGGGCUGAUCUGUCAAGCUCUGUGUGCUGGCCUGCCUCCUGCUGAGGUUACGGGGCCAUCGGGCUGCCAUGCCAUCAAGUCAUCAGGCUAUGGAGCCUUUGGGUAAUCAGGCCUCGUGGCAUUGGAUCUCCAUCCCUUGGGCCUCCAGCCAUCGGGACAUUGAAGGCCGUUGGGUGAUGAGUCAUCAUGGCGCUGGGUCAGCAGCUCACCAUCAGGCUGUAAGGCCAGCGGAUCAGCAGAGCAGCGGCCAAGGGACGUGCCAACUGCUGGCCCUGCACUGCGGUCCUGGUGGCCGCUUAGUGGUCCUGCAGGGCUCCCUCUAAGCAUGCCAGCCCCUGUCCCUGGGACAGGAGAGGUGCAGCGAGGACCUUCCCUGAGGGCACUCAGCAAUCCAGUGCGAGCACCUCUGAACCAAACUGCAAGCAGUAAUGCAAAGUAACACAGCUGAAAGUCAUUUUACUUGUGGUCACUUUGAUCACCUGGGAGCUCCUCAUGUAGCCUCCAUGGCUGCUGUGCCACCAGGUAAACCUGAGCCCUGUUAGAAGAAUGAAUUACAUGGGUGCAGCAAGCCAGAGCCAAGUGAGGAGGGGAGGUGAGCAGGAGCCAGUGUUGUGCUGCAGACACAGGAAUUUCCCUUCCUAUUUUCCAAAUAUAAAAGUAUUCAUUAUUCCUCCAAACCUUUUUUUUUUUAAUGCUGCCAGAUACAAAAUGCCUGUAAUGAUGAUAUAUAUCAUAUUUGGUAUCUAGAGGGUGAAAUUUCUCCUCUCCGAGCACACAUCCAUCCUUCUCUUUAUUAUUUUUCAGCCAAAACCAAAACACAAUUCGCACAUUACAUGAUGCAAUUUAUGUGCAAUAACACCAGCUUUUCCACUUAUCAAAACCAUUAUAGUCAUAAGCACAUAACUCCCAUUAACCUCAGUGACAGCGACUUAAAUGUGAACCACAAGUGAGAAUAAACCUUAAAGAUGUCAUUUAACAGCAGCAGCCUUGUUUUCUGGUAUGUGUCUAAUGGUGAGAUGGAGGCUCAUUUCUUCCCCCUGCACCUUUCUAGUAUUUCCUCCUGAUGCAAAGUGCCCUUUCCCUACCUGCAGUGCGGUCAGGUCGGAGGUGUGGUGGUGGUGCUUUGUGCUCAUGGAGCAUCACCUCGGGCAGCAGCACCCAGCAGUGCCCAGGGAGCCCACGCCAUGCUAACGAGGCAGCUCUGCGCUGCAAUUCCAGCUCUGUAGCAGCUCUGGGAGGUAGCACAGUUCAUUAGGCUACAACAGCUUAAAGAUGUUAAAAAGGCUGGUUUUCCUCUCUCAUUUAAGUGCGUUGGGUUGCUCUUCCGUGGAACUUUGAAUUCACUGUUUUCUUCAUUAACUUUGACCUUUUUACAUCUAUAACAAUAAGAAAAAAAUAGAGUUAACUUUAGAGCAAGCUACUGCAAAUUCACUUCGCCUGGGCUUCUACAAAGCCUGGUGCAAGAAAGACCUUUCCUGUACUAAAAGGAUUUAAGGUUAGGGAUACUAAGCUGCUCUGAGUCGUUCCUCACCCACUCUCAGCUGGGCACAGGCCCCUUUCACCCAGUGCCUGUGGGCAGCAGAGCACAGCGGGGCACAUCAGGCUGCCAGGGCAGCUGCCAUUUGUGGUGGGAUAUUUGUGUAAAUCUGAAACAGCUGAGGACACGGCUAUAGGCUUUGGCCAUAGGUAUACAACAAGCCCAGCUAAAGAGAGCGCUGGUCCCAGUCCUGCCUCCUCUAGAUAUUCCCAGGCAGUCUCUACCAACCAAGCAUGGCUUAGUUCUAUGAGCUGUGACAAUAACUGGGAGUUUUGCUUUCCAGCCCAGUCCAGCCCCACUGUGCUGCUGGGACGCUCAGCUCUUCCCAACUGUUGUCUUUCUCUCAUUUUUGGUGCAAACAAGCAAUGUGCUGCUCUGCUGCCCGUGCAUCCCAUUUCAUAGGGGUUUGUUUCCCAUGUCCCUUGUUACCUGAGCAGGGCCAGCGCUGGGGGGGUGCAGCUUCACCUUCCCAGCUGCAAAAUACCUGGUGGAAGCGCAUGUGAGCUUCAGCACUAAGUCCCUUUCGCCAUGGGAGCCCGGAUUGGUGUCUCAGGCUUUGUGUCAGUGCCUUACACAGCUCCUGCAGGGCAGUGCGGGUGCUGAGUCCCACUGCUCCCGGGGAGACACAGGGAGAGCGCCGCGUUCAUCCUUGGCCGUUUCAGUGUGUUCAUUUUGCUGACAGACUGUGAUCUUGAGAUCGUUGUUCCUCGCUUCUUCAUCACGCGGAAGGUUGUGAGAAGUAAUUAUUUUAGCAUAUGGCGAGAUGUGCAAUUAUUACCGCUCGGCUCUUCAUCGUAGACAAUCUGCUUUAGCAUGGCUCUCCCGUGAGCACCAGCAGCAUGGGGCUCGGCCAAUUCCAGCACAGAAAGCAGCAGCCACCCCCAGACAAGUUCCUAAUUUCCAAUUCCUCCCAGAAGCCGUGACACUGCUGUUAAUGGCAAGUAAUAACGGCCACGGGAUGGAGCCUUAAAAUGAAUCACAAUAGUUGGAUGUCAUGGGCUAUUAAUUGAAUAAUUGCUUUAAGUCACUGUAUUCAUGGUUUUGGUUAUGAAGGCAUUUUAUCUAUAGUUAAUGCUCACGCUUUUAGCAAACCUGUGACUUGUGAAAAGCACCUUAACGUCCCAAUAAAUCAUGGUUUCCAUGGCAGGAUCUCCUGGCGCCUUGCAGGCAGCAAAGUGGGUCCCUGCAGCGUGGCAGGGAGGGCAAGAGGCACAAAUCGGGCAGCAGGGAACAGCUACCACGGGCUGUGUUUGCAUCAAGGCAGGCAGACAACAUGCUCAAAGAAAAGCCAGGCUGCAUGCAGCUCCCACAGCAGCCCUGCCCUUUCUUCUGCCCAGUAGCAGCCCCAGUGCCAACCUGAGCUCACAGGCAGCAUCCGCGCCCCUGCCCACCUCCAUGGUGGAUGUGUGUGCCCUGGGGAUGUGUGUGCCCUGGGGAGGGCUGGUGCUCCCCACGCACAGCUCGCGGCUUUAAGGCAGCAGCAGAUAUGCAAAUGCACUCAGCAGAGCACUCCCGCAGAUGUUCUUAUUUAAAACAACCUGAACCCACCUAAAGUAAUAACCUCGAAACCGCCUCACUGCUCCCAUACGUUCUGAGUCACUGCUGCAGAAUACCACAGGAAUAUUAUUUUUAUAAGAGAGAACCAUUUACUAAGUAAGCCACCUGUUAAAUAAACACACCCUCUCUCCAAAUAUUGCUGUUUUGUUUUCCAGACUAUGCACAAUCUGGAUUUAUUUUAGAUGAGAAAAGAUAAUCACUAAAGAAAAAAACCUGUAUUUUGACUAUUUGAAACCAUCCAUCUUGAGCACACAUCUGCUCCUCCACAAGCUGGCAGAGCGCUUACAUUAACGAGAAUCAUCGUUCCUUAUUCAGCCGGGAGCUAAUGAACUUCUAUCAUCAGACCAUGGCAGUCGUCAUUUAUUUUAACUUCUCCAAGCCUUCCAUUGUUUCCUAUCCGCCCAGCGUGGCUUGCCAAGAGAGGUGUCCUCUCAUGGAGACAGAGGGCAGCUCCGGUCUCACUGUGCCAUCAGCUUUUCCAUGCUUCUAAAGCCACACUGAGCAUCACCCCAUCUUUAGCAGCGUGGCUGUUGCUGCAGAGUUCCCCUCCCCAUGGCCACCUGCACUCAGCACCAGCUGCAGGGAAUUCAUGUGGGAGAGGUUCAGUGUUUUCUGGGUUUGGGGUCCGUCAGCUCCCAGGGCACUGCGAUGUUCUUCCCAUCCCAGAGGUGGGAGAGCAAUGCUUGCAGACUGGCUACAAGGAGCUCCGUGCAUCCCACGUGCAUGCAGACAUUAGUGGGGAUUUCAGACGGCUUUGGCAGAUCGUGCAUGCUCGGGUCUGCAACUGAUAGCUUGUUGCAAGUAAUUAUACAGCACAGACAGAGGCUUGCAGGUGGGCUGCGAGCCCUCACCCAUGGUGAGCAGUGCCAGAACAACAUCCUGCUGCUGAGAGCACUGCUGCACGCUGCUCUCCAGCAAACUGGUGGGCACGGCCUCACUGCUGCUGGCAGCACAAGCAGGCGGGGAUCACCUGGGGGCAUAAGUAUGGCCAGAAGGAUGCACUGCCAGUGUGAGCUCAUACCCAACUGCAGGCACAGACUGGGACAAAACUGCUUCUAAAUCAGCCCCUGUUCUCUUCCCUUUGUGAUAAUGAAGCCUCUGCCAUUUUGCAUCGCCACAUGUGUUUCCCUGCUCUUUGGCACUCAGCACCUCGGCACAGGCACCUUUAGCUGGUGCUUUUCCCAUACAUCUGAAUAACACAGCAGCAAAACCCUCAUUGCACAGCCCGCACCUUCCAGCCAGCAGCCUUCUCCUUAGGGCUGAGCUCAGCAGCCUUGGGCUCACAGAUGUCUGUCCAACACAGCAUCACCAAGUCACUCUGUGACUUUCUCCCAAGCACUUUCACGCAUCUUUACUCCAAUGCAAAACCUUAGGAGAUUUCACAAAGCCUAUUCUACUCCUUUCCCUUUAAGUGCAGCCCACAAACUAAUGGUGCCUGUUAAUUAGGCAGCUAAACCCGAAGGAAAAAAAAACCCUAAGGAGAAAAAAAAGUAAUGCUUCUCAUUUGAAGGUACUGCGCUGCAAAACACAUUAAAGACUUGAGCCAGCUUUUAAUAACUGAGAGACGCUUUAAUUAGAGUUGACAUAUGAACCAAGCAUGUGUGCCAUGCCCAGGGUGGGCUCACAUACGUGUGUGCCCUACAUAGGGGUGUGUGCAGGUUACACACACAUGGGUGAGCCAAGCAGAGGACCCCAAAGAGGCUGCUGGCUUUUGAACCUCUGUGCUCUUAGAUGAUUAACAGAGGGAAGAAAAAAUAUUUUGCAUACCUGAGUCUCCAUUACACUAGUGCAAAAAGAAGUUAAUUUGGAACUAUUGCAGCCACCAUUAGGAAAAAAGUUGUAUCCAUGUAGGACAGACCCUUCCCUUCCCUCAUCUCAUCUCAUCCUGGUCCAUAUAGAAAUCCAGGACUUGUUGCUCUCAAAGAACAGACUUCAAAUUUCUAUACUCACGUCAGGGCAGCAUUAAAUAUUGAAGUGAGAUAUUAAAAUUUCAGAGAGCCUAAAUUAAACCUGAGGUAUUCAAAAAUAAGUGUUCCUGCAUAUUUAAUACCAGAGAUCUCAUAAUUAACAUUAGAAAUCUCUCAUAUUAAGAAAAUGAGGAGCUGCCUAAAAACCAAUGACCACAGCUGUGACCUUCCAGGCACACAUUGGGUCUGCUAUGGAGGAGGCAUAGAUUUGUUAGCAGGCUGGAAGCAAAGUAAGCCAGGGAGGAUGGGGUUUGUAUGUCCCUGGAAGGUCUUCACUGCCCACAUAGUGACCAGCAGGGUAAGCCCAGCGCUUGGCAGGCUGCUUGCCCAGCUGAGUGGGUGCCCCUGCACAGGUGUUUUUGCUCCCUUCACCUGAGUUCCCAGGGCUGUGAAAUAGCUCUGGUUAUCACACGGCUCCUCGAGAUUUAAAGCCUUAUUUAAGCACCUGAAUUUAUUAUUCUAAAUGUUUUUGUCCCUCAUGCACUGCUAUAAGUGGGAAGUUGCAUUAAAUCAAUAGUAUGCCACAUUUUUAGGUCUCUCCAAGGAUUUGAAAAUAGCAAACAAGGCCACAAGUCCUGCAGGUACCAGCAGCAGCCAGCUCCUACAGUGUGCUGAGCCAAGUGGUUGUGCUUAGAACUGCAUAACUAAUAGAACUCAGCCAGCAGAGACUGUGCCCCAGCUUAUGAACACUGGGCUCUGCUCAUCCUGCUUCCACAGAUACAGAUGAUCUUAUCAUCACAGCCUUUUGUGUCUGUGGAAAUCAAGUAGAGAUCACCAAAUGUCCUCCCACAGAAGAACAUAGCUCUGUGACAACGGGUAGGCUCAAGGUUACGGACACUGGUUUAACAUUGACAAUUCGUCCAGUCAAAGUAAAUAUGCUUUUCAUGUGCCUAUACAAAAGCUGCUCCACUACUAUUGCAAAAGGAGUCAUCAGCUUUGUCAACGGCAACACCAAAUGGCUGCCCCAUGUCACACAGCACUGGCACACAGCUCUGCAGGCAGGGUGGGCAGUGAGACAGCACCCCAAUAGCGUGCCCUGGUGCAGGGCUCCCAGCAGAACCUUGAGGACCCAGGCACAGCCCACAGUGCAGCACAGCUGUGGGCUGUGAUUUGUUAGGAUGGCUGCUAACUUGCAGUGCUCGAUUUCAGAGGGUCACUCGGUACAAUGGCAAACCACUCGUUCCCAGCAAAAUGUCAGAUUAUGGAUGGAGGGGAAGAGAAGGGGCACAGAGAGAUAAAACCAUAUACUGUCAAAACAAUAAAGGAAAAAUCAAUCUUUAUGACAGAUGAGAAAGGAGAUUUACAGUGUAAUCAGAAAGCACAAAGAGAUUCAUGGCUUGCCAGAGUGGUAUCCAGGCAGCAUUAUUCUAUAGAUGGCAACACAAUCGCACUGCCAGAUCUGUUUGUGUUUCCAAGCAAAUCUCUCUGUGCGUCCUGAUGGAGUGGGCACUACAAGCACAGAUCUCAGCACUCCAUCCGCACGCUGUGCCUCUCCAUGCACGGCUCCACAAUCCUUGGGCUGCUCUGAUGCAAUCAGCUGCACGGAGCAUGCAUUGCAGCAAUGGCAGGAGAUAAGAGCUGCCCGGAGGGAGAGAGGCAGUGCCACGUGGCUCCUCCUCACACAGCCAGAGCAGCAAUUAGCGUGGAAAGCAAGGCAGCCCUCCUCUGCUAAUGAGCUUCUGGCUAUCAAGCCAUUGUCUUAAUUUCUAGGCAGUCGGAUAAGAUAUCUUUUAGAUAGGAUCAAAAUGGCCGCUCAGCUUGAAUGCAAAGAAAUCCUGAUCUAUGAGUUUAAUACCAUGUAAAGCUUAACGUAUACUUCAGCCUGAACCGGUUCGGAUUGCCUGGCAUUUUUUAUCUAAAAAGCAAGAAUCACACAGUGAGACCCCGAGGUGAUUUAAUCAUCGGUUGCAGCAAUGGAAAAACAAACCCUUUUUUUUUCUCUCUCUGCAAAACCUCUCCUGCCAUGUGAUGACCACCCAGGCCUCCUGACUCUGUGCCUUCCUCUCUGGCAAACCAGGGGUUCUGGACUAUGUGCUGUGCCCCCCAGGAUGGACCUGUCGUGCCAGCCCCCACUUGAGGCCAGCAGCAGAAGCAGCCACUCAGGCUGGGAGCUGUCAGCAAUGCAGCAGAGCCCGCAGCCUGCCAGGCCAUGGUCUGUUUGGUGCAGCUCGCUCCCCUGCUUGGUGUGGCAUUCAGGCCCCAUUGGGCCACCUGCAGCUGCUGCACUGUUCCUUACAUCUCAGUGCUGAUUGAUAAGCUCACAGUCAGCUCAGGGCUCAUGGUAGCAUCAUUGAGAACAAAAUCAGCAGUGAGAUAGGCAGCCAAGCUCAGACCCAGCCAGGAAAACCAUGAUGCUGAGUCUUUUCUUCCCAGCAUCUCUCAAAACAUCUCAGAGGAAGGUGUCAAGUGCAGACCCAUAGGGAAUCUGCAAACCCUGGCAAUGUGCAAUUGCAAAACAAGGCAUGCGCAGGGGUUAAACACACAGACCAGUCUGUAGCACGGAUGUAGGUCUGUAGACACUCUCACCCUGUCAAUUAUUUAAAGAACAGACCACAGCAGAACAAGUUGGAGCAGAGACCCGGCAGCCUGGUGAUGAGUCUUCCCAACCAUUCCCACCAAUAGCAUCACCAGAGAGCCCCAGCUCUAACAGAAUGACACAAGUUAUGUGCAUGUCAACAAAAUCGUUCAUACAGUACUCUGCAUGGCACACAGGACAGAAACAAUUACGAUACCAGUUAUGCUGUUUUCAUGUGGUGAGGAAUUAAUUCAUCCUCCAUGAAGCUCUGCAUCACAGUAGCAAUAAAUCAGUUGACUGAUAAGGGCAGCAGCACUGAAAAUUAUGUGAUCUGUUGGCCUAUUGCCUCAGCCAGGAAAAUCACAGAGAUUGGAAACCACAUCACACUCCUCCUUGGUCACUUUCCCCUUUUUCCCGUUGAAGCCUUGGUUAGCUCCUGCUAUCUGUUAUGUUUAGAGAGUCAGGAGCAGAAAAGUAAGCAGGAGAAAACCCUGAAGGCAUCAGGUUGACGCCACGCUGCUGCGAGUCAGUCGAAUUACUGUAAUCCUUAAUUUUCCCAAGAUAGUUUCAAAACAAUGAACUUACCAUUUUCAAGCCAAGCCAUUUGUGUAUGUCCUUUUCUCCUUUGUUCUCCGACGGUGGGCAACCAGAGUUUUAUUUUGCAUGAAGUUCUUUGGCAGCAUUCAUCCAUAAUCAUCAACAAAAUAAGUUAAUAUAUGUAGGCGACUAUAAUGACAGUAAAUGCAGUGUAGGAGGGAUAAUAUGUGCUUCAUUGUCAAUGCUCACAUGCUGAAUUAAAUACUCUAUUCUGGUCAAAUGCUAAUACACUCCAUGAGCACUUUUCCAUAAACACGUUUUUUAAAUGUAAGAUACAGAAGUGAUAUGAAUAAUAUAUUGGAAUGAUCUGAUAUAUGUGAGCUUAAGAAGGGGUGUUUUUCUGCAGCACGUCGCCUGGUACCGGCACUGGCACGAGCUGCAUUAAGUCUUCAUGAUGGUAUCAAUUCAGCCACGAGGACCUCAUCUGUAAAGGACGCGUUCUUUUCACACUGGAUUUGGCCAAAUGAUGGGGACCACCUCAGUUUUGAGCACCAGUAACUAUCAAUGAUUCCUCCUUUCUGAUAUAUUUAAGAUUUUCUCUCUUGUGGUUUGCAUUGCAGCCAUGGAUGAGGAGGGAAGCCAAGGGCUGUGAUGCUGUAUUGAUGCCUUGAGCAUAACUGCCGCAGGCCCUGCGCAUCUGGCUGAUACUUUAAUUAGUCUGCUAACACAGGGGGACUUUAAAGAGCAGUAAACAGCAGCACCCUGAAUUAAUGCCUUGCUUCUCUGCUGCCUGUUCUUCACAAAGAUAUUUUCCUUAGUGAUUCAGAGCAAAAGGCUUAGUAUGGUAUCAUAAGGCAACUCAAAAGAAUAAAUAAAUUGAACAGCAAAAAGCUCAAUAUUAAAAAGACAAUGUGAGAACAGUAUCUAAAUGGUACCACCUAUUUUGGAGCUAAAAAUAGGCUCAGAAAAUCAAAUUCAACAUUGACAUUGGAAUAAAGAAAAGACCUUAGUUGCUCCCCAGCCCCACAACAUCCCCAGCACCAACUGCAGACACCCUGUUGGAGCAGCAGCCCCAGCCUGGGGGUCCCAGCAAUGAGGAGCAGAGGUGGAGAUAUCACUGGAGGGUGAAACGAUUGAUCAGAGCCCUCUGAAACGUGACAUGGGUGAUAUUUUCAGUACUGAGGGAACAGACAUCUUUUUUCAUCCAUCUUUUCGCAUAGUUCUCUGCCUUCUAGGCAGAGACCCAUUGGCGAUCAGCAGCUGUCAAUGAGAUGCUCCAUGCAGUAUAAAGACUGGGACAAAGUAUUAUAUAUUUCAAAAAAAUCAUCACUCAUUGAAUCACAGCAUGGCCUGGGUUGCAAAGGAGCCCAACGCUCAUCAGUUCCAACCCCCUGCUGUGUGCAGGUCACCAACCAGCAGCCCAGGCUGCCCAGAGCCACAUCCAGCCUGGCCUUGGAUGCCUGCAGGGAUGGGGCAUCCACAGCCUCCUUGGGCAACCUGUGCCAGUGCCUCACCACCCUCUGGCUGAAAAACUUCCUCCUCAUAUCCAACCUAAACCUCCCCUAUCUCAGUUUAAAACCAUUCCCCUUGUCCUAUCAGUGUCCCAAAAUCACACAAUGUCCAAUCAAAAUCACACGACCAGUUCCAACCUGCUGGUGGAUUUCCAUGGAUCCCAUGACUAAUGACCAAUUAAUUCUGACUGUUUCAAGGGUGCUUACUCUUAAUUAUAAACUCCUGCUUAUCUUUACAGACUAUGUCACCUGUAAUUGCAUAUCUUUCCAAUAUCUCUUGGUUCAAAAAACAAAAUAAGCAUUAAUGUUUAAGACCUAAAGCUGACAGCUGGAUGCUUCUCUAGCAGAGUUUGGGAAUGCAAAGCAAUGGCAGCUCAGAUGUGUGGAAUGGUUUGGAAUGCAGGGACGGGGAGCUGAGGUGCAGUGCUGCCCACAGCCCCCGGUGCCAUGGGAGCCAGCAAGCACUGCCAGCCACUGACAGCCCUGCAUUGUCUCAUUUGUUUCAGAAUUAGCUGUCUUUUCAAUCUAAUGUCAGUACUUAUUGUUUGAACUCCGAUGGGCUGGUUUUGCCAAUUAUCAUCAGUGUCUUUUGUGAAGCAGCUUGCCCAGGCUUUUAAAGCACAAUUACCAGCCUGGUGCAGCAGAUAGGAUGCCUGUGACAUUUUCACAUGCUGAAAAUAAAUACGUAAAAUAUAACAAAACAAGACUUUUAUUAGUAACAUACUUCUAGGAAGGAAUAUAAAGUAGCCAUUAGGAAUCCCGCUAACAUCAUUGGUCAUUAUGACAAGAAGGAAAACAGCUUUCUUAGGGCUUUGAUUUCUUUUUUCUUCUUAAUGGGUACUCCCUUCUCACCAUCACCAGCAGACAAUCUUGUCUAUUAGCAUUUACUCGGCGCUUACCACUUUUAUAUUUCUUCAUAACCUCGGCAAUUCAAGUAACAUCGCAGCUCCGCUCUGAACCUUUACUUUGGUACAUACGGAUAACGAUGCAGCACCAAAGAUGCCCCCCACCCUCACUGCCAUCGCAGAGGCUUCCAGGUGGGGUCAUUUGGCUGAGUCAAUCCUGUCACCAUAAACUACAUUUAUACCUCAUCCAAAAGGGUUUUGCAGAGCAGUUGAUGCUCAGUUUUAGUCCUAUGUAAUCCAUCGUUCCGAGGAGCUCAGAUGUGUGCGGUGUCUGCACGAGGCAGCUCCUUCCAGCAGCAGCACCGCUCCAUUCUGAGGGCAGAGCCAGACAGAGGGCUCGGAUGUGUCCUCUUCAUACCCCUACACUGUAUUUAAUUGAGACUCUGUGCGCAGUGCAAAAUCAAUUACAAUGCAGCACCAGAUUUAAAUGCGAUGUCAGUGCGACUGCACGGUUUGGUUUGCCCUCUGUGAAGCAGGGUCAGGCUCUGUUAGACAGGAGCCAAGCAAGAACCAGCCCAGACUUUUCCAAUUAAAACUGGAAUGACAAAUUAUUGAAAGGAGUCUGCACCAUUUCUAAUGGUGAAAAACAGAUGGUAGGUAGGAUGAGUUCCAUAACAGCCCAGAGCUGAUCUCUAGGACAAGAGGAGAGAAUCAUGAAUGCCCGUGGAUUCAACACAGCUACCAUCAUCCACUUUUCUCUCCUGCAGAGCAGGUCUAGCGCAGCACAACACUUGGUGCUUCCCCCUGGCCCACAGUGCUGCACAUCUGUUAAACUCUGCAUAAAGGAUUAGGGUGUGAAACUCAGAUUCAAAGCAGAAUCCUUCUGUUACUGUUUUAGAAGUUUUACAGAGAUAAGCCAAUCUUAGCCAUGGAGCACCAGCUCUUGGUUACAUGGCUCUGGAAUAAAAUUUAUAGUACCAUAGAACUGUUCCAGUUAGCAGGGACCUUCAAAGGCCAUCUGGUCCCACUCCCCACAAUGACCAGGGACACCCACAGUUCCAUAGGUGCUCAGACUCCAUCCCUGACCUUGGGUGUCUGCAGGGAUGGGGCAUCACUGCCUCUCUGGGCACUGUUGGAAAGCUCCAAGUAAACUGAUGAGCAAAGUUCCUACCUGUUGUUCGUGCCUCUCUUUCAAGUAAUUAAUGCAGUCAGUAUGGGAACUGAGUCAGGUUACAAAGCCAAACCCUGUUUCAAGCCAUGUGCAGCAGCUUCAUCAUUUAAAUACAUUCUUGUGCAGUGUAUCCAUGACAAAUGAUUUUGCUUCCCAUGGCAAGUCUCGGUUUUUAGGCUAAUGAACAGAUAUCUCACACUCCCUGAUUCAGGCCUUCCAUCUCCCCAGCCCCACGAGUACAGCCUUUGUUCUGGCAGGUUUGAUGCAUUUGCCCUUUACACCACUGGUGUUUGCUGCUUAAUUACCAGGCGGGGCUACAAAAUGGAAGCAUGCAGCAGUACAGGCUGCGUGCAGCGAGAUCUGGAAGUGCUGCACAGCAGGAUUCCUCUUGCAUUUGUGAAAUCACUCAGCAGAAUUACAGCUUUUGCUGGCAAAGCUACUUAAAAGCAAAUAAGGUCAAAAAAGCAUUAAGGAGCCUGAAGGGAAAGCCCGGCAUUAUUCACCCGUUCAGAACAUAAAGCUUCUGUGUCAACCACGAGCAGUUAGAGUAAACAUUUGUACAGCACUUCACCUCCAUGAAUGGGGUGAGCAGAGGGGAAUUAUUUCUGGUGGGUAAUGUGAUGGUUUCCCUGCAAACCACAAACGAUGGGAGCAGGUGGGAGGCCGUAGCUCCCCAUGGCACAGCCCUGCUGCAGCCACGUGCCACGUCCUGCCUAUGGAACCUUCGUGAUUUAAGCGACGUGAGCGAUAAAUGCGUGUAACCAAACGCAAAUCAGCCUAUGAACAGAGCUUGAAUCUCAUCUGGGGACACAGAAAAAGAGACGAGCUAAUACGGAGCUACUAGAAAAUGUUUCCCACGGUUGACCUUAUUGAAGUACUUCUUAGUAGCCCAAAGGUAGGAAGCAUGCACAGCAUGCUCGUGGGUUUUAAAAAACACAGAUAGGAUUGUAUGUAUGGCAGCAAUCCCAUAAACACACCUUAGCUAUAAAAGAAGUCACCGUUUUUUUACCUAGUGCCCAAAACUCGGGGGAAUUUGUACUGGCAGUAUUCAUGAUCAGACCAAACAAAAUCAGCCAUGACAACACGCUCUUAAUGAAUUUCAGAACAGCAAACACUGAGCUAGCUAAUGUCAGCAAGUGAUGCUGCACUUUAUUCCAGAACAAAUACAAUGUCUUAGUGACAAAAGAAAAAACUCCAGGCCUUAUUUGUGCACGGGCAGCUUUCCUGCAAAUAAACUUGCAUAAAUGACAGUGAAUCAAAGUGUAACACUGAGCUCAAUGUGGGAACACUGCUGUACGAAGUGCCACUCACACCGUGUCGGACUCAGAUUCACAUUAUGGAUGAUACCCAUCACACCUUUAUCUGUCUUCUGCUGAUGAAAUUUGUGCUGUGAGUCAAUGUACAGCAUCCGUGUCAAAAGAUCAGAUAUUGUAUUUGUUUGUUUUCUAGCUUGCUUGUACCUGAUAACAGCAUAAGCCGAGCGAAUCCAAGGAAAAAUAAUUCAUCACAGUGCUCUGUUCCCCCCUGCACUGCCGCAGAGAUAUUCCCAUCACAAGUGUGAGUCCGACUGCAUCAAAUUCCGCUUAAGCAUCAUCCAUCAGCUGCACAGAGAGCACUUUCCUAAGGCUCCUGUAGGGCUGACGGAGCUGAGCACAUUGGUCGGAGCACAGCCAGGUCAGCAUUGCCCCGACACCCACCUCUGCACUCCCACCCUGCACCAGGCCCUGUGCUGCAGGGACGUCCCUGCCCUGUGCACCGGGGUCACUGCAGCCCCAGCUGCCAGCCAUGGAUAAAGCCAUCCCCACCGUGACCCCACAGACAGCCCCAGGGGUUGGGUCACCUCUCCCUGUGCUCAGACCCCUUCUGUUAAGGAUUGUAUCUCACUCUAGAAUCAGGUUAUGGAUUGUACACGAUUAGAAAGGGAUAUGCAUAGAGAUAUAUAUACUAACCUUUUUUAGUCAUUUCUAAAUAAUUCAUCUCCAAUACUACAGGAUAGGGUGAGGGGUUUUGUUUUUAACAAGCGCUUUACAGCCACUGAAUUGAACGGAUGCCUUAUUUGUGAGGGUGGGAGGGAUUUGGAGGAGCAGCCCCUGCUGCACAGGCUGCCACAGAGCCCUGCAGGAUGGACAGCCCAGGCAGCAGGGCUGGAAGGCAGCGCAGGGCUGUGCUCCUGGGCCGGGCACUGUGCAAUGUGAGCCAAGCAGGAGCACUGCAAUGCUGCAGCACGUGGGGAUCUGCCUGCACCGCCAGGUGCGUCCCACAAGGAAUGAAAGAGCCUCUGCAGAACAGAUGGAAAAGCUUUCCUCCAAAGCCACUCAGUAAUUGCCUUGUAACCUCACUUCUGUACGAUGGGUAGGAAUGGAAUCACUUCCAUUAAGCAUCGGUUAGGUGAACUUCUCCCAGGAUUAAAAUAUAGCAACGUUUUUGUUUUCUGUUGUUUUCAAAGAGUUUAACCUGAGGUCAACAGAGUCCCUAACUCUUUCCAAAACUCAGCAACAGCCCAUAGGGAUGAGCAUACUUAUUUCCUGCAUCUGUUCUCCAAAUUAAAUCAGAAACUGCUUAUAAAGGAACAUUCCUGGCAGUCCCCAGGGGAGCUCUGAUGGAGACCUGCCGUGACGGCGAUGCUCACUGCUGAGAUCUCCAUGCUGCGGCACGGCUGGAACCUUUCCUCACUUCUUUUUCGUUUGAUACUGUACUAAUUGUAAGGGAAAUGUAACACCACCACAGGGAUAAAAUCUGGAGUGCUGGCGAGACACCGGUUGGGUUCAAUGGAUCAAGAGAUACGUUUUAGAUGUUGCUGUGCCAUGAGAGCAGCGAGCAGCCAUGCCCUCACACUGCAGCACCAUUUGUGUUUGCUCUGGCACGAGGAACGUGGCGCGAGGGCGUUUUAGUGGCACAUGUGAACACGAAGGCAGAGCCCAUGUGCCAUUAACACAAUGCUGCUCUUUGGCACUCGUGAUAAUGUACCUUGUUUAACUACGACCAAAUCCAACCAGCCCAAACUUCAGCACUGCACAGCAUCUUGUGACACACACAGUGUUUUCGGUAGCAACAGACUAUGGGAUGUGGGGGCUGCAGCCUGGUAGGACAUACCCGUGUUUCUCGCUUCUAUGUACUAUUUUGUAUGGGUUAGAGAAGAUGGCCUCUGUUGUGCAUUGUUUGUGAAAUGUUUCUUAUCCCAGAGAGGUGUACGAUGUAAAAUACGUCAGUGAAAAGUGUAUAUUUUAUGUGAGAGGAAAAUACAUUUUAAUAAAGGUAAAGCUUUGUUAGCUGUAAAAAUGGCAACUGUUCAAGUGUACAGUAACUUCUUACUAAUGUACGAAAAUCUGUGAUAUUUUUGAUUUGAUUGUAUUUGUAUUGCCCAAAUAAAACAUUUUGGCUGUA